Molecule: messenger RNA, 2116 nt
Organism: Vicugna pacos (alpaca)
Lineage: Eukaryota; Metazoa; Chordata; Mammalia; Artiodactyla; Camelidae
Source: RefSeq, a predicted model, not a curated record
GCCCACCCCUGAGCCCCUUACAGCGAUGACCUGGGGCCUCUGGCUCCCCACACUGGCCCAGAGGUGAUGAGUGAGGUCGGAAGAUCUGAAGAUUUAAAAAGCAACGGGAGCCUACGUAUUGAAUGAAAGACCCAGUGCGAAGGCAUCACCAUGAACACGAGCAUUCCUUAUCAACAGAAUCCUUACAAUCCCCGAGGCAGCUCCAAUGUCAUCCAGUGCUACCGAUGCGGAGACACCUGCAAAGGGGAGGUGGUUCGUGUCCACAAUAACCACUUCCACAUCAGAUGCUUCACCUGUCAAGUGUGUGGCUGUGGCCUGGCCCAGUCGGGCUUCUUCUUCAAGAACCAGGAAUACAUCUGCACGCAGGAUUACCAGCAGCUUUAUGGCACCCGCUGUGACAGCUGCCGGGACUUCAUCACGGGCGAGGUCAUCUCUGCACUGGGGCGCACCUACCACCCCAAGUGCUUUGUGUGCAGCUUGUGCAGGAAGCCUUUCCCCAUUGGAGACAAGGUGACCUUCAGUGGAAAGGAAUGCUUGUGUCAGACGUGCUCCCAGUCCAUGUCCAGCAGUAAACCCAUCAAGAUCCGUGGACCGAGCCACUGUGCCGGGUGCAAGGAGGAGAUCAAGCACGGCCAGUCGCUCCUGGCGCUGGACAAGCAGUGGCACGUCAGCUGCUUCAAAUGCCAGACCUGCAGCGUCAUCCUCACUGGGGAAUACAUCAGCAAGGACGGCGUUCCAUACUGUGAGUCUGACUACCACUCCCAGUUUGGCAUUAAAUGUGAGACUUGUGACCGGUACAUCAGCGGCAGGGUCUUAGAGGCAGGAGGGAAGCACUACCACCCAACCUGUGCCAGAUGUGUACGCUGCCACCAGAUGUUCACUGAAGGGGAGGAGAUGUACCUCACAGGUUCUGAGGUUUGGCACCCCAUCUGCAAACAGGCAGCCCGGGCAGAGAAGAAGUUAAAGCACAGGCGGACGUCUGAAACUUCCAUCUCACCCCCUGGCUCUAGCAUCGGGUCACCCAACCGAGUCAUCUGCGCUAAAGUGGAUAAUGAGAUCCUUAAUUACAAAGACCUGGCAGCUCUCCCCAAGGUUAAGUCCAUCUACGAGGUACAACGCCCCGACCUCAUUUCCUAUGAGCCUCAUUCCCGAUACACGUCUGACGAGAUGCUGGAGAGAUGUGGCUAUGGAGAGUCGCUGGGAACCUUAUCUCCCUACUCCCAGGACAUCUAUGAGAACCUGGACCUCCGGCAGAGACGGGCCUCCAGCCCAGGAUACAUCGACUCCCCCACCUACGGCCGGCAGGGCAUGUCCCCCACCUUCUCCCGCUCUCCUCACCACUACUACCGGUCUGCUGGAGAAAGUAACAUCUACCGGAAACCCCCGAUCUACAAACGGCAUGGUGAUUUGUCGACGGCAACUAAGAGCAAAACAAGUGAAGACAUCAGCCAGGCCUCCAAGUACAGUCCAGCCUACUCGCCAGACCCCUACUAUGCUGCGGAGUCUGAGUACUGGACCUACCAUGGGUCCCCCAAAGUGCCCCGAGCCAGAAGGUUCUCAUCUGGAGGAGAGGAGGACGAUUUUGACCGCAGCAUGCACAAGCUCCAGAGCGGAAUUGGCCGGCUAAUUCUGAAGGAAGAGAUGAAGGCCCGGUCUAGCUCCUACGCGGAUCCCUGGACCCCGCCCCGGAGCUCCACCAGCAGCCGGGAGGCCCUGCACACAGCUGGCUACGAGAUGUCCCUCGACGGCUCCCCUCGGUCCCACUACCUGGCUGAUAGCGAUCCCCUCCUCUCCAAAUCUGCCUCCCUGCCUGCCUACAGAAGAAAUGGGCUGCACAGGACACCCAGCGCUGACCUGUUCCACUAUGACAGCAUGAACGCCGUCAACUGGGGCAUGCGAGAGUACAAGAUCUACCCUUAUGAACUGCUGCUGGUGACCACAAGAGGAAGAAACCGACUGCCCAAGGAUGUGGACCGGACACGUCUAGAGCGCCACCUGUCCCAGGAAGAGUUCUACCAAGUCUUCGGUAUGACCAUCUCUGAGUUUGACCGGCUGGCCCUCUGGAAGAGGAAUGAACUAAAGAAGCAAGCCCGGCUGUUCUAGGCAGAGGCUCUAU